AUGUCAGCCGUGUCAGGCCGGAGUAGUGGUGGGGGAGAAGGAAGGAAGGGUCGUGACUUUGCUGGGGACACCAACCUAGGCAACGGUAAAGAACACCAUUCAGGGUGGCGGAUCAAGGCCGGAAAACCUAAGCAGCCAAGCAGCCGUCUUCCAGAAGGUCGGCGGCGGCGGCGGCGGCAGCAGCAGCAGCAGCACUACCGGCAACAUCACCAGCAGCACCGAAUCUCCAAGCAGGUCAAGAAAAUACGGGUGUUAGCCGAAGCCUCGAGGCUUCUGGGAAUGAAGACGCUGCUUCCUAAAGUAUUUGAACGAAAUAUUUGUUAA
Messenger RNA from Ascochyta rabiei, 324 nucleotides. RefSeq lists its product as uncharacterized. NCBI's taxonomy places the organism in Eukaryota, Fungi, Ascomycota, Dothideomycetes, Pleosporales, Didymellaceae. The record is from RefSeq and is a predicted model, not a curated record. The coding region runs from base 1 to 324 and encodes 107 amino acids. The transcript has a single exon.